GUGAGUCAAAGUCAAAGUCAACAAUCCCUGUCCCCAACUCGGACGACGCCUGCCAUCAUCGAGAGUCGUCGUUCCUUCCACAAUCUCCGGCUCGGCGGCGGCGGCGAUGGAAUCGGAGCACAGGGCGUACGCGCGGGGUGAGGCUGCUCGGCAACCCCAACGACGUGCAAGCCGUCUCCUUGGCCGUCGCCGGCCUCUGGGCCACCGUCCGCCGAGCUGCUCAUCCAGCGCCACCCGUAGCACGACCUCAUCGCCUUCCCCUCCUCCCGGCCCUCGUAAGCAUCCGCCCCUCAAUCCCCAAUCCUUCAUUCCUUCUCCCUCGACGGAGAUCGACCAGAUCGAUUCACACAUGUAAAGAUUCACGGAACAACCGGCCGGGCGGCUGAUCUAUCUAGUUAGUUCAAAUGCGCGCCCCCAAAUCAAGCGCCAAACGUUUCCAUGAUCGAUGAUGAUGAUGAUGCCGGUCUUUCUCUUCCGGGAUCAAUGAUUAAUUAAGCACCGGUUGGUUGGUUGGUUGGUUAAUCGAUCGAUCCUAUCUGUUGUGUUCUGUUAUCUUACACUUGUUACUAGAUCUGCAAGUCGGGGAUUUUUUGCGCCAGAUGAGAGGAUGAGCACUCUUAUUUCUGAAAACAGCAGAACAUUAAGUACAUGGUCUUCUCAUGAUGCUCUCCUCUUAUGAUGUUCUCCAGCUAUCAGCAGAGAAGCAGCAAACUGUUGAAAAUUCAUGUAGCAUGUACUACUGAUUAUCGGUUUCAGAAACAUAUAUUGCUUAUAAUGGAGAAAAGCACUCCUUCGAAUUUUUUUAAUUUGUAGAAAGUAACCUCAGUCUCUGGAAUUUUUUGCUUGCCACCAACAGAAAGGACAUUACAUUACAUAACAUGACAUGAAGCAACUUCAUCUGUGAACCUUAUCAUGCUGCUGUCGGCACAUCUAACAUCUUCAUGCCUGAAUUUUGCAAACAUUUUUUUCUCAAUAUCCGUUGUCCCUGUCCUUUUACGUCAUGAUCCGGAAGAAGAACCGAGUGAGAGAAGAGUCUGAUGCGUGGAUGGUACAGGAACACAUUGGCAUCAGCAGAUAUCUUCACCAGCUAAGCUCUUAGUAGAUCCAACAACCUUCUUAUGUCACCCCUGUCCAGCCCCAGGCCAAAUUACAUGCAUUCCCCUUCCAAGAUCAUGAAACCCUUUUGUGUUCCUCUUCUUUUAAAACACAUGCCAUUAGUGUCAUUUCACUGUCUGGCUCAUGAGAAAGGUGCACCAACAUUGGCCUUGCUCAUCGGAACUGCAACUUGUUUAAUUAGGCAUUGGACAGGACAAGAGCAUAUGCAUUGUGUAAUUAAGUUUGAUAAUUUCACGAGGUAAUAUAACCAGAGGUGAAUUUUGAAACCGUCUUCACCGUCACACCUUUCUUGCGACCCACCUACUCGUAACAGCCUCCCGCAGCGGCGAUAUCGGUGCGGGUGGGGAUUAUGUUAAAUCAAUCAUGCUAAUUAGGCAGGCAGGCAUAUCUCCUGUAUAUAUGUUAAGUGAUGAUGCAACAGCCCUGCCUGCAGUUGAGAAUUUGAGAUGAUUCUUCAGUUACCAAUUGCUUUCAGCUGAUAUAUACACCGAUCAUUCGUUUCCUGGGAAGCGAAGCCCGCAGAAAGGGCACGCUGAUCGGUCGAUUGAUUGAUCAAAGCUGACCAUGGGAGUAGAGCAUCAGCAGCACCACAGCAUAGUCGGCAGCUCUGCUGCUGCUGCCGUUAAUGGCCAUGGCGGCGGCGGCGGAGGAGGAGGGGGAGGCGCCACGGUGGAGGCGGUGCUGAGGCCGCUCGUCGGCGCCGACAGCUGGGACUACUGCAUCUACUGGCGCCUCUCCCCUGACCAGAGUUUCUUGGAGAUGACGGGGUUCUGCUGCAGCGGCGAGUUCGAGGCGCAGGUGGCGGCUCUCGGCGACCUGCCUUCCUCCAUCCCGCUCGACUCCUCCAUCGGGAUACACUCGCAGGCGCUGCUGUCGAACCAGCCGAUCUGGCAGAGCUACUCCAGCGACGUGGCGCAGACGCAUGAUACUGCCGGCGGCAACGGUGGCGGCGAGAAGACGCGGCUCCUCGUCCCCGUCGCCGGCGGCCUCGUGGAGCUCUUUGCGUCCAGAUAUAUGGCGGAGGAGCAGGAGAUGGCGGAGAUGGUCAUGGUGCAGUGCGGCGGCGGACAUGGCUGGCAGCUGCAGCAGCCGGCUACGGCGGCGGAGGACCAGUUCUACGCAGCUACGUCGGUGGCGUCUCUCAACCUGUUCGACAGCGGCGGCGGCGAGGACCAGUUCUUGGCGCCGGCUGCCGAAGCCGGGGAAGACGGUGGCGCUGCGUCGUGGGGGUUCGCGGCCGGGAACAGCGAGCCGUCGGCGGCGGUGCACGAGCAGCUGUACUCCGGUGGGGUGGCGGCGAGGGCGGAGUCCGGUUCGGAGGGCAGCGAGCUGCAGGGCGACGACGACGUCGAUGGCGAGGUCCAGAGGGGCGGGAAGGACGGCGGCACUGGCGGAGGGAAGCGGCAGCAGUGCAAGAACCUAAUGGCCGAGCGCAACCGCCGCAAGAAGCUCAACGACCGCCUCUACAAGCUCCGCUCCCUCGUCCCCAACAUCACCAAGAUGGACCGGGCGGCGAUCCUGGGGGACGCGAUCGACUACAUCGUGGGGUUGCAGAAGCAGGUGAAGGAGCUGCAAGACGAGCUCGAGGAAGAAGAAAACCCAAACCCCAACAACGGCAUCAUGGCCCCCGACGUGCUCACCAUGGACGACCACCCGCCGCCGGGGCUGGAUAACGACGACGUGUCCCCCCCGCCGCCGCAGCCACCCCUCUGCAAGAAGCGGGCCCGGGCGGCCGCGGCGGCGGCGGCGGGGGAGGAUCAGGAGGAGAAGGACGACGACAAGGGUGGCGACCAAGACCAGGACAUGGAGCCGCAGGUGGAGGUCCGGCAGGUGGACGGCAGCGACGAGUUCUUCCUGCAGGUGCUCUGCUCGCACAAGUCCGGCCGCUUCGUCCGCAUCAUGGACGAGAUCGCCGCCCUGGGGCUCCAGGUCACCAACGUCAACGUCACCUCCUACAACAAGCUCGUCCUCAACGUCUUCCGCGCCGUCAUGAGGGAGAACGAGGCGGCGGUGCCGGUGGACAGGGUGAGGGACUCGCUGCUGGAGGCGACCAGGGAGAUGUACGGCGCUGGCGGCUGCGUGUGGCCGGUGGCAGCGAUGGCUCCGCCGCCGCUGACGACGAGGGAGACGCCGACGACGACGAUGAUGAUGGCGGAGGUGGCGAAGCUCUACGGCGGCCAAGCGGGGGAGCACCAUUACCACCUGCAGCAGCAGCAGCACCAAGAGCUUGGCGGGUAUCACCAGCAUCAUCUGCACUACCUCGGUCUCGACUAAUCAAAAUCAAAAUUACUAGUCCUACUUAAUUACUGUAGCUCCUUGGAUCGAUAAACAAUUCUGUGAUUCGUUUGCUGAACUAAUCAUUGUGGGAUGUUUCCUUUGAAUCUCCCAUAUAUUGUUUCUUCCUUC
This is a messenger RNA of Brachypodium distachyon (stiff brome), 3522 nucleotides long. Its product is annotated as transcription factor TDR. Lineage: Eukaryota; Viridiplantae; Streptophyta; Magnoliopsida; Poales; Poaceae. Gene Ontology annotation, molecular function: sequence-specific DNA binding; protein dimerization activity; DNA-binding transcription factor activity. The coding region runs from base 1681 to 3390 and encodes 569 amino acids. The record is from RefSeq and is a predicted model, not a curated record. Gene Ontology annotation, biological process: regulation of DNA-templated transcription. Gene Ontology annotation, cellular component: nucleus. The transcript has 8 exons.